AUGGAAUUCGCAUUAUUUAUGGCCUUCUACGCCUUUCUCACUCUAUCACACACAGCAAGCAUAACAGCAGACUCCAACACAGAUACAGUAGCAGCAGUUACAGAUGCCCAUCACAACUCAUCCGAAAACGGUUAUGGUUAUGAGCAACCCGAAAUUGAAUUCAAUUAUCCAAAUGACGAAAGCAACACACACACGAACUACGAAGCAUUUGAGUCGUAUAAUUACUUGGAUCAUCAAUCAGCAGAUUCUAAACUAAAGCCAGUCACCGAUGUUCCUAUGCGCUUGCUAUUAAAACAACCUAAGGCAAACACCGGCAAGUUUUGUAAACACGAACAGGAUCUACGUACGAUUGUGGAGGAACGCGAACAACGACGACCAACACCACGUCGGUUAGUGCCCUACACCGAGGUGGUAACGUACGGAUUGUAGAAUUUAUUGUGAUCUUAUUGAAGCUAAGAAGAGUAUAGAAAACCGCAAAAUUAUUGCUCAUCUGUUGAUCAAAUGACUAAGCAUAUCUUUAUUCAGCAUUAUAUAUUCCACUCAUUCGUUGCGGAUGUCAAUUUCAGCGAAAAAAAAUUAAAUUAUUA
This is a messenger RNA of Zeugodacus cucurbitae (melon fly), 587 nucleotides long. RefSeq lists its product as uncharacterized. Lineage: Eukaryota; Metazoa; Arthropoda; Insecta; Diptera; Tephritidae. The record is from RefSeq and is a predicted model, not a curated record. The transcript has 2 exons. Bases 1 to 429 code for a protein of 142 amino acids.